Messenger RNA from Lates calcarifer (barramundi perch), 4233 nucleotides. RefSeq names its product cyclin-dependent kinase 5, regulatory subunit 1b (p35) (gene cdk5r1b). Bases 625 to 1533 code for a protein of 302 amino acids. Lineage: Eukaryota; Metazoa; Chordata; Actinopteri; Centropomidae. Gene Ontology annotation, cellular component: protein kinase 5 complex; cytoplasm. The record is from RefSeq and is a predicted model, not a curated record. Gene Ontology annotation, molecular function: cyclin-dependent protein serine/threonine kinase activator activity; protein kinase binding. The transcript is spliced from 2 exons. Gene Ontology annotation, biological process: activation of protein kinase activity; positive regulation of cyclin-dependent protein serine/threonine kinase activity; brain development.
CACCGCGCACAGAGCGCAGAGCGGCGCCCCACCACCGCCUUUGCGUCAGCCAUCCUCACACAGUCAGUGACACAACACAACAUCAGCCCUCGCAGCAUCCGCAUCUCGCGGCCAGGAGGACCAGGAGCACAUCCUCAUCUAAGCAUCCAUUCCACAACUGCCUACCAUCGUCUGCGCACCGCCGACACCAGGCGUGUUCAUUCACCGCUUUGCUUUUUGCCUCGGCUCGGAUUAUUUUUUUUUCUUUGUUGCAUUUAUCUUCUCCGAGAUGGUUUUAUGUUUUAAUCCCGUUUUGUGAGGGAAAAACAGGCUCGAGACGCGGAGCAUCAUCUCUACAGCGCAAAUAUUCUCUCAUUAAGCAGGAGAUCUGCAGUGGCCAUCUGGAGACACAGACAAAGAGCUGAAACACAAGAGAGGCUGUUUCAGUGGAGGUGAUCGUUUCCCCCUCAGAGAGCUGUUUACAGGACCAUCUCCUUCAAAGCUUUAGAUGCCCAGUGGCAGCCUGUAGCCCGGGACUCCCGACUCCCAGAAGCAUUGAAGGUUUGAGACCCCCAGGAUCUCCCCUGGCAGACGCUCUUCUGACCCAGUGCGGCUAAAGCCCCUGGACGCCUCCACACAGUCACCAUGGGAACCGUGCUGUCUUUGUCACCCAGCUACCGAAAGGCGGCCCUCUUUGAGGAUGGACCGGCCACAGUGGGCCACUACACAGCUGUCCAGAACAGCAAGAACGCCAAAGACAAGAACCUGAAGCGCCACUCGCUCAUCAACGUGCUCCCUUGGAAGCGGAUUGUAGCAGUGUCGGCCAAGAAGAAGGGCUCCAAGAAGGUGCAGCCCAACGGCACCUACCAGAACAAUGUCACCCACCUGAACAAUGAAAACCUGAAGAAGUCACAGUCCUGUGCUAACCUGUCCACCUUCACCCAGGAUCAGAGCACUCCAGCUCUCACCAAGAGCUCCAACAACACAGCAUCAUCUGUCAAGAAGGCCCCUCUGACCAACUCCAAUGUGGCCCCCGGGACCCCUAAGAGAGUGAUCGUCCAGGCCUCUACCAGUGAGCUGCUGCGUUGCCUCGGGGAGUUUCUGUGCCGGCGUUGUUACCGGCUGAAGCACCUGUCACCCACUGACCCAGUGCUGUGGCUGCGCAGCGUGGACCGCUCCCUGCUGCUCCAGGGCUGGCAGGACCAGGGAUUCAUCACCCCUGCCAACGUGGUCUUUGUCUACAUGCUGUGCCGCGACGUGGUCUCCUCCGAGGUGGCCACGGAGCACGAGCUGCAGGCAGUGCUGCUCACCUGCCUCUACCUGUCUUACUCCUACAUGGGCAACGAGAUCUCCUACCCCCUCAAACCCUUCUUGGUGGAGAGCUCCAAGGAGACCUUCUGGGACCGCUGCCUCUCCAUCAUCAACCUGAUGAGCACAAAGAUGCUCCAGAUCAACUCUGACCCACACUACUUCACUCAGGUGUUUGCUGACCUGAAGAACGAGAGCCAGAAGGAGGAGGAGAGGAGCCGCCUGCUCAUCGGCCUGGACCGGUGAGGGGAUGCUUUGGGGGGGGAGGGGGCACAGGGGACAGGGGAGGUGGGGCAUACUCCAGUCUGGCAUUUUGACAAUUUUCUUUUUGUCUAAACUGCAGUGGGAUGGGUUCAAUUUGAUAUUUACAUAGAAUAACUCUGAAUCUAGUGAGGCUGACAUCAGAAUCUUCAGCUCUGUCGGGAGGUUUGGUUUUAUUUUGACUGGAGUUUAUUUAAAAUGGGGCGUAGAGUUUCAGAAGCGAGAGCACUCUUUUUGCCUGUAGUUAUCAAGGCCAAACUCUAACUUCAAAUGAACAGAGGAUGGAUUUUCUGGAAAUCUGAGAAUGAAGGUUUUUUGGCAACAGUAUAUGAACAAAAAAUGCCAGACUUGAGUAAAUCCUUUGCUAACAUACAGAUAUAUAUCUAUACUGAAAAUCUUAAAAACAAUUCAGACAAAAAGACAAAAAAAAAAAAAAACAUUAGAAAAGGAAGCUUACAUCUACAGCAUUGAAUGUGGACAGGACUGAGGCCAGCAGCCUAUCAGUGACCUUCUGACUGUUGUGACGUGCACUGCCUACUGCAGGAGGGUGAGGGCUAUCGCCUGACUGGCUUUCUUCAUGCAUCACGGAUGAACAGGCCCCCCCCUCCCCUCCCAGGCUGCAAAACCCCGGCUCUUUGGAAUGCCAACACCCCACGUCUUCAACAUUCAUACGGACACGAUGGACACUUUUUUUUUGCUGCAAUGCAUAUCUGGCCGACUGUGGAGAGAACAGCAGGGGGGCCAUCGAUGCUGGAUCCAUGUUUUUUUUUUUUUUUUUUUGGUGGGUUUGUGUUUGUGGCUCUGCAGCAGGACAUUUACGGUACUAGGGUUGAUUGGAUUGGACAAUGAGCAAACACUGAAUUGUGGGACUUUUGAUAAAAAAAAGACAACAACCAGAGGACACGUGGCCGAUGUUGAGUGGUCAUACUGUGUGUGUUCAGAAAGACCUACUUUAUUUUCAUCUAGAAAAAAAAAAUAAAACAAGUUAAUGGAUGUUUUUCUCCCCAGAGGCUUACACCUAUGGAGGCUUAUUUAUUGCUUUUCUGGAACAAGCUUUCUUUGAUUUUUUUUUUUUUUUUUUCCUUUUUUACUUAGAAAUGUAAUGUUUUGCACGUGUGCCAUGCAAUUUUACAGAGUUUCUGGGAGAGCAGGAGCAAUUAUUACUUUUCUUCUUUUUACUUGAUUUAUAAACCAACUGCAUCUGCAUUAGAGAAUGCUGUGAACAAAGUGACACUAGUUUAUUUAGCUAUGCUUGCUAAAAUAGGCUAUUUGUUUACCAGGGAAAUUCUUUUUGUACUUUUGUCGAUAGGUUGUGUUGCAACCACUUUGGAAUGAUGUUUGAUUUUGUGCUUAUGAUUCAGCAUAGAAAAUGUUAAAACAGUGCCAUAUCUUUGAUGAAAAUCCCACAGGUUCGAGAACACUCUGAGAUACUGUACUGUUUGUCAAGCUGUUGAAUGAUGGGGUGGAUUUUCAUCUACUAAUAACUACUGACUGACACCUAAUUUAUUUCCAUUUACGUAUUUAUUCAUUUAGGCACAUUUAAUGUCAAAGAAAAAUCAUGACGAGAGACUUUGAAAAGGGAAGGACGGGGAGAGAGGUGUGAUUAUCUUUGGUGGGAAUGAAGAUUGAUCUGGUUUAUGCAAAUGAAUGUCACAGGGACUUAUCAGUGAAUAUCUAAUUAAAAAGCCCUUAGAUCAAAACCAAUGUUAAAUCUGACCAUCACCAAAGUGACAUCAUCAAGGACACCUUGACAGAACAACAAACCACUGAGCUUUUAUAGAAGGAAAAGCCCUGAACACCGGCCGUGCACGAGCAGCCUACACAUAUCAGAACGACAAAGCACACACACAUUUUUCCAGGGGGAUAAACUAUUUCAACGACACUUCAUCGUCACUGCAGAAAAGCACAGCUUACCUUGAGGAUGAUCCAUCAGCAUCAAACGUGAGGCGACAUCACAAACAUUCAUCUAGGGGGGCCGGAGGAGAUGAGGGGACCUCUGUAGGAAUAAUAAUGUUUUCAAUCAGAGAAUCCACUAAACUAAAAUGACAUGCAUCAGUGUGCAAUGGGAACGUCAUGGCAACCAAAACAGAAAGCAUGCAGUGCAGCUGACAUAUGUAGCUUUUUAUUUUCAUAGGAUAGCUGAAGGUACUCCUCUGUAAUGACUGCAAUGACAGGAGAAGCUACAGUAUUUCCACCCAGAGAUGACAUAUUUACUGGUUUUUACAUCUCAAUAUAAUAAUGGGGACACUUCUCUUUCCUUUGCAGUGUUCUGAAAAGCUGUUUUAAAAAAGCAUAACGGACUGGUGGUGCCAACAAAAGGCUUCUGUCAUGUUUUAAAGUUGAAUGAAAGGUCUCUCUGCUGCUGCUGUGUUGUGUGAAUCAGAGAAAUGAACAGCUCUCCUCUGCCGCGGAUCUGUGGCUGCCGUGCGGAGUUAGAUCGGUGAGAGACGGUUCAUUUAGAGUGUCUGUACCGGCACAAUGGGGGGGGGGGGGGGGGACACGCACUUUGGACGGGCUUCUGCUCUGGCAGAAAAAAAAGCAGGGCACUCGGGUAAAGGGCCUCAAACAGAGACCUCCCGAAUCUUUUUCUUCUCUGUCCACUUGCCCCGACUCACUUGAAAUGUGCCAUUUUUUUUCCCUCCACUUUGCAUCAUUGAGUAGUUGUUUGAGAAAAUACUUUCAAAA